Aphanomyces astaci is the source of this 1925-nucleotide messenger RNA. RefSeq lists its product as hypothetical. NCBI's taxonomy places the organism in Eukaryota, Oomycota, Saprolegniomycetes, Saprolegniales, Verrucalvaceae. The record is from RefSeq and is a predicted model, not a curated record. The transcript has 5 exons. Gene Ontology annotation, biological process: proteolysis. Gene Ontology annotation, molecular function: cysteine-type exopeptidase activity; dipeptidase activity. The coding region runs from base 20 to 1894 and encodes 624 amino acids.
UUGGGAUUUUCUUGGUGAAAUGCACGUUCUAACGGUGCUCGCGACGGCGCUCCUCUCGGGUGUCCAUGCAUGCACGGUCAUUGGAGUCACGCAUAAGGCCACUGCAGACGGUUCGUCCCUUCUGGCGCAUACAGACGAUGCCGGCGGGGGCGCCGCGGACACGCGCUUGAUCCGUGUCCCAGCCGCCAACCACGAGCCCGGAUCCAAGCGUGCCGUGUACAACUUCUUUGGUGGAUAUCCCCGCUUGACGACCAAGGAUCGGGGCCCGCUCUACUUCCCUGUGGACAACCAGACCCUAUCGACGCCGAUUGGGUACAUUCCGCAGGUCCCCCACACGUUUGCGUACUUUGACCAGGACUAUGGCAUGAUGAACGAGGUGCAGUUGAGCAUUGCCGAAAGCACGUGCACCGCCAAGACGGUGGGGUGGUCGAAGGACGUUCCGUACGGGUUCAACCUGUUUGGCAUUGCCGAAUUGACCAAAGUGGCGCUCGAACGGUGCGAUUCGGCGCGGUGUGCCGUGCAGACGAUGGGCGACCUGGCCGUCGAGUAUGGGUUCUUCAGCGAAGACAGCGGCGACCCCGCGAAACCCGGCUACAUGGACUCGGCCGAAGCGUUGGCGAUCUCUGACAAGUAUGGCGAGCUCUGGGUCUUUCACGUGCUCACGGGACCGCACAACGCCAGCGCCGUGUGGGCGGCACAGCGCGUCCCCGACGGCCACGUGACGGCGAUCGCGAACUCAUUUGUCAUUCGCGAGAUGAACUUGUCGGACACUUCGACGUUUCUCGCGUCGUCCAACGUCAUAUCGUUUGCGCAAGACAUGGGGUGGCACUCUCCAGACGACCCGUUUGACUUUGCCAAGGCAUAUGCAUGGGACGACUUGACGACCUUUCCCGGUAAGAUCCUGCCGCUGUACGCGGGCCGCCGCCUCUGGCGCAUCAUGGACACGGUCGCGCCGUCGCUUCAGCUGGACCCCCGCCUGGGCUACCAGGUCAACUUCACCACGUACCCGUUCAGUGUGCCCGUGGACGCCCCCGUGACGCUGUCGCAGCUGGUGCAUUUGCUGGGCGAUCAUUACGAAGGCACGCCUUUUGACAUGACGCAAGGCCUGGGUGCCGGUCCGUUUCACGCGCCCAUUCGGUACGACGGUCCAUUUCAAAACAUGUCGGGGGGAUGGGAGCGUCCGAUUGCAAUGUUUCGUACAAUGUUUUCGUUCAUUUUGCAGAUCCAGCCACCGGCGGCGCAUCUGCCCAGCCAUUUGGCCGGCACGGCGUGGUACGCGCAGGACAGUCCCCACGGCUCGGUGUUUUUGCCGUUCUCGUGCGCGCAGUCGAGUUUACCCUUGUCAUAUGUGACAGGCAACCAAUCCGUGUUCAACACCGACUCGGCGUGGCGGGCGUUCAACUUUGUGAACCAGUGGAGCAUGCUGCGGUGGGAUGUGAUCAACGGUCAAGAUGUCCAGGAAGUUAUGAACAAAACGCAGACCCGCGCGAUUGCCGCGCACGCGUCCUGGCUGCGCGAUCGGCUGAAUGCGACAGAGUUGGAAGCCGCCGCCAACGCCCUGGCGACGGACGUGGUCGCGUCGUGGUGGAAGUUGGCGUGGGUGUUGGUUGGCAAGUACUCUGGCGGGUACAUCACGACGGGCGAGAAGCCGGCGCAAAUGUUGACGCCAGGCUAUAGCAAGGAGUGGCUGGUGCAGACUGAGUUUGCCGGCUGGCCCGGUAAGACGUACAUGGACCCGAUGGCGCCAUAUCGGUACCCGCAGCAAAACGACAAGGGCACCAAGUCGAAUGCUGUUGAAAUCGUCGGAUUUAUGGUGCUCGGCGCGCUCUUGGCUGUGGGUACGCAUUAUCUGGUGCAGACCACGCGCCGCGACGGGUACACUUCGUUCGUGUAAACUCUGGGCACUAAUAAUAAGUUUGACGAGU